Molecule: messenger RNA, 1035 nt
Organism: Papilio xuthus (Asian swallowtail)
Lineage: Eukaryota; Metazoa; Arthropoda; Insecta; Lepidoptera; Papilionidae
Exons: 5
Coding region: 77-589 (170 amino acids)
Source: RefSeq, a predicted model, not a curated record
UUUAAAUUCAAAAGAUAGUAAAACUUCAAACACUUAUUUUAACUUUUCUUGUAAUUCCUUGAAUUGUUUACUUAAAAUGGCUCUAUCAACUCAUAUAAAGGAUCAGCCGUGGUAUUUACAAAUAACUAAAGAAAUAAAUGAAUUGCGCGAUGUACUUGACGAUAAGAUUAAUAAGCAACGAGAACAAAUAAAGGCAUGCAAAAAGAAAAAUGAGCUAGACAGUAAAUUUGCAUUAGAGCUGAAAUUAAAUUCUGACCUGACACAACAGUUAGCUGAGUUGAACCGUCGCGGGACUGAGCUGGAUAGAGUCUGUGGGAAUUUAGAAUCUCUUACUAUUGCAGAAGGAGAUAAAAACAGACUGGAUAACGACAAAGAGACAUUCCAAGUGGCUAAGGAACUGACGGGGAUCAGAUUUGAUUUCUCAGCAUCACCAAAUGUUGCCAAAGGCUAUAUAAAGAAUGAAUCUCGAAGACUUCUGCAGCCUUUUGAAAUAGAAAAUGGUGAUAGUGAAGCUCUGUGGUCUCUGAUACAGACCACAUCAACACAGGACUGGCCAACAGACAAAGAGAACUUAGUGCCUAAUAAAUAAGAAAAUAACAAAGUUUUUGACAUUUACAUACAGUGACAUAAGUGAUUUUAUAUACGGAAGUCGAAAAAUGUGGACUACUAGCUUUUGUAAGCAAUUUUUUCAGUAGAAUUAUAAAGAAAAUUGGUGAAAGUAUUUCAUGUGUUACAUGAGACUAUGUUCUAUAUCUGUGCUAAAUUUUAAUAAGAUGUGUUGAGCCAUUGCGGAGUUAUCUAUUUAAUAUGUAAAUCAUAUGUAUCCCUCGGGAACUGGACACAUUUCCGGAAUCACAGGUAUCCUAUUUGUUCUCCCAGACUAUGUUCUAUAUGUAUGACAAAUUUCAUUGAGAUCCAAAGAGAGAAUGUAUGGAUAGAGAGUUGUAUGAAAAUUAAUUGACAUUUCAACUUGUAAAAUGCAACUUUAAUUCAAAAAUCUCUACAAAAACAUUGUCUGUCUCUAUUAUUUUAAAG